This is a messenger RNA of Oryzias melastigma (Indian medaka), 1639 nucleotides long. RefSeq names its product adrenomedullin a (gene adma). The record is from RefSeq and is a predicted model, not a curated record. Gene Ontology annotation, cellular component: extracellular region. The coding region runs from base 155 to 673 and encodes 172 amino acids. Gene Ontology annotation, biological process: adenylate cyclase-activating G protein-coupled receptor signaling pathway; adrenomedullin receptor signaling pathway; regulation of systemic arterial blood pressure. Lineage: Eukaryota; Metazoa; Chordata; Actinopteri; Beloniformes; Adrianichthyidae. The transcript is spliced from 4 exons. Gene Ontology annotation, molecular function: hormone activity; adrenomedullin receptor binding.
GCUUGGUGUCCGGUUUGAAGGAGUUAUUAGAAGAGUGACACAGCUGCCACAGAGGAACAAGUGAUAACUUCAAGAAACCUGUGGAGUAUUCCUUUAAAGCCGACUCUAAAGAGGAAAUUUUUCAGGAUCCUGUCAGCGCAUAUCAGGAGCCAAUAUGACAAGAAUCUUCCACUCCGUUCUCUAUUGCUGUGUGCUGGCAACACUAGCACACUGUGUGGAACUUGAUGUGAAUCCUGAGUUGAAGAAAAGACUAAGCAUAUGGCUUGAAAGUAGAAUGAAAAGAGAUCUUGACAGCACAAGUGCGGAGAAGACGGCAGAGACUCAGCACUUCAUCAGACCAGAGGACAUCAGGGAUACCUUGCUACCACAUUCCAGCACUGGUGGCAUUGUCCGGACCAAGAGGUCUAAAAUCUCCACCAGCCAGUCAAGAAGGCAGGGGUGCUCGCUGGGCACUUGCACAGUACAUGACCUGGCACAUCGCCUGCACGAGCUAAAUCUGAGGAUUGGGAGUGCCCCCGCCGACAAGAUCAGCCCAAAGGGAUACGGCCGGAGGCGACGGUCCCUUCCACAGCGCAGAUUGACACUGAAGCAGGAGCGGGGCAGGCUGAGGCCCGUAUGGAGCACAAAUGACUCACAAGUUCACAAGCUUGAGGCUCUCUUCAGACGGACAUGAGUGGGACUUUGAAAAAAAAAAGGAGUGAGGAACAAGAGCGAGGGAGUAGCUCUGCAGAGCUAGUGUCCUCUGUUCUGAAAUUCUCGAAAUGCCUCAAACUCUUGCCAAGUAUCCUCCAGCACAUUUGCCUCAGUCAUGAGUACUGAGUCAGAGCAAACCUGGCUGAGUUUCUCCACUGGCUGAACCUUGUAGCUUGGUGGUGCAGUGCCAGCAAACGCCUGCAGCCGGCUGAGAGACAUGGGCGUAGUAGAGUGCGGAGCAGACUACAGGUGCUGCUACCUGCUUGGCAGAAGAGAAGAGAGACCAUAAAUAUCUGGCAAAGUGAACUCAUCGUCUUAUUUAAAGAGGAACUCUCUUUCAGCCAUCUGGACUUUACACACACUUUCCUCAAGACCAGGACUUUGAUAAACACUACCUUGUAUGAACUUACUCCAAAGCAUCAUGUUUUAAGUAAAUGUCUGCACUUUUGCUUUUAUACUUCAAGAAAAAUGAAUCAUCAGGAAAAGCCUUCAUCACAAUGCCGAACCCAAAGAUAGGCUCAGAGCUCAGCUGCUCUUGUUAUGUAUCAAGUUUUGGACACUGUAUAAGGGAAAUGCCUUAAUUCUGUGAUAUAUGUACCAGUCCACGAUGGAUUGAAAUAUACUUGAAUGUGUUAUUUGUCUGUACAAAAACAUGUGCAAUUCAAUGUUGUUUUUUUAUUGUUGGUAUUUGUAUAUAAGAAUCUCUUUAUUUAAAUAUUAUACAGAAGUUGCAUUAAAGUACUUAUUCAGAUGAAGCUAUUUUUGUACAGGAAGAAAAAAAAAUAUGGGCAUUGUAGCUGUUUGUCAUUAUUCCUUUGGAAACUGUGGUAUUUGGAUGUCUAUGUUUUAUAGUUAUAAUAUUAUAUAUUUGUAAAUGUGUUUUAUUUUAUUAUUGUCAAAGAAAUAACAUUGCCAUUCAAUAAACAUUUGCAUACAAAAUGAAAAA